GGUGCUGCUCUCCAGCAGGCCCCGGGCGCUGCCAGGUGAGGAGGACGGUAGGCGGGCCUGUGCCCUGACCUCUCAGGCCGGAGGCGGCGCCCAGGGAGGCCUUCUUCAGCGGCAAGUGGGAGCAGCUGUCCUGGGGCAGGCUUAAAGCCAGGCCCGGGCAGGGGUGGGUGUGGCCGUGCGCAGCAGGAGUCCGGCCAGCCCUCCGACCUGCCCAUGUGGCCCUUCCUGAGCCAUGCUCUCUUCCCGCCGCCUACUGAGGCCUGGCUCCAGGCGGCCUCCUCGGACCCCGAGGCCCAGGGCUGGGGGGCCUGCAGCAGGCCUGAGAAGACCCCUCUGGAGUCAGGGGGUGGGGGUGGGCAGGGGGAGCGGCGGGGAGAGGCCGAGGAGGACGACAGAGACGCCAGCUUCUUGUUGUCCUUGCUGGAGCCGGGGAGCCGGGCCGAGAGCCCAGGGCCGGACCAGGAGCUGGAGGCCAUCAAGCUGAAGCUAUGGGCCCUGGAGCAGGUGAAGCAGCGGCCGGAGCCACCCAGCAUCCAGGGCAGGACCAGGGCAGAGGACGGCACAGGGACUGGGCGGCUGCUAAGCAGCCCUGGGACCACAGGCUGCCCCUUCCCUGGGACCCCCAAGGAGAAGGUGGAGGCUGACCACAGAUCCAUCUACGUGGGCAACGUGGACUAUGGGGGCACGGCCAGGGAGCUGGAGGCCCACUUCCACCACUGCGGCCAGGUCCACCGUGUCACCAUCCUGUGCGACAAGUUCUCGGGACACCCCAAGGGCUAUGCCUACAUAGAGUUCGCCACCAAGAGCUCAGCCCAGGCUGCCAUGGAGCUGGACGAGAGCGUCUUCCGGGGCCGGGUCAUCAAGGUGCUGCCCAAGAGGACCAACUUCCCAGGGAUCAGCUCCACAGACCGUGGGGGCCUGCGGGGGCCCUCGGCCUCCAGGGCGGCCGCCUUCCUGUGCAGUGACCUCCAGUGCCGGUCCCGGUUCAGACCUCGUGGGCAGCACUGGGCCCAUGGAAGAGCCUCUCCGCGCUUCUCGCCGUACUGAAGGCACGGCGUUUUGAGAGGGGUGCAGUCAGGGAGAUAGCCAAGUUUCCCUGGGGGAUACCUGUUCCAGAUGGCCAGGUCUGUGUGGCUGGACCGUCCACCAGGGUGGUCUGGACCCCACGGCCACUGCCACAAAUUACACAGUCAGCCAGGGGGUGGCAGCCUGGAGCUCUGGAGAUGUGGGUGGGGAGCAGGAGGAGGGGCAGGCAUCCCUGGGGCUGGGAUGGGAUGACUUGGUUCUUCAACAGAUAGUUUUAAAGAAAAAGAGAAACCUGUGUGUCUUAGA
This is a messenger RNA of Marmota monax (woodchuck), 1332 nucleotides long. RefSeq names its product PABPN1 like, cytoplasmic (gene Pabpn1l). The record is from RefSeq and is a predicted model, not a curated record. The transcript has 7 exons. Gene Ontology annotation, molecular function: RNA binding. Bases 214 to 1047 code for a protein of 277 amino acids. Lineage: Eukaryota; Metazoa; Chordata; Mammalia; Rodentia; Sciuridae.